UCCGGUUAACGCCUUUCCUGUCAUGGCCGGAGAGAGCCGGACACACACCCUCCGCUCCCGCUGCUUUCCUGUGUGUCUGUUUCAUCGCUGCAGUCAGAGGAGCUUUGGUGAAACGAUGCAGAAUGGGAAACUGGUGUGUGUCUGGCCGGGCUGUGAAUGCGGGACCAUCACAGAGGGCUGAAAGAUGGAGGAACGGACGAAGCACAAACGCCACCGCCCAGGGCGGAGGCGUCGUCAGCAGUGCUGAGUGGAGUGGAGUCAGUGCAGGACGGGACAUAAUCAUCAACAACAGCACAUGUGGCCCGCCUCCCGAUGGGACAGACCAGACGAAGACCAAAGGAAACAUCAUCCAAAGAUGCCAAGAUGAUCUUAAAAAAUACCUGGAAAGGACAACAAAGAAUCUGUGUCAAGGACCGAAGGAAGACGUAUCAUCAACUCCUUUAGACAAAAUCUAUACGGAGCUGUACAUCACGGAGGGAGGCAGCGGGGAGGUUAACAGCGAACAUGAAGUGAUUAGAAUCGAAUACAAAAGGUGUUCAAGUGAGGAGACAACAGUCCAGCUCAAUAACAUUUUUGAACCUCUAUCAAAGAAAGACAACCCUCCUCAGAGAGUCCUGACGAAGGGAAUCGCCGGCAUCGGAAAAACCGUCGCCGUGCAGAAAUUCACUCAUAACUGGGCAACAGGAAAAGCCAACCAAACCAUUCAGUUCAUAUUUCCUUUCACAUUCAGAGACUUGAAUUUAAUAGCAGAUCAGCGUUGGAGUCUCAUGACGUUGAUAGGUCACUAUUUUGAAGAAGUCAAGAAUUUGGAAACGUCAGACUACAUCAGUUCGAGUGUUCUGUUCAUAUUUGAUGGUUUGGACGAAAGCAAAUUACCUCUCGACUUCAAGAGCAACGAGAUGUUCCGCAGCGCUACAGAGACCACAACACUCGACGUCUUGCUAACCAACCUGAUCUCAGGGCGACUGCUGCACAACGCCUCGGUGUGGAUCACCAGUCGACCGGCUGCGGCCACGAAGAUUCCUCUGGAGUGCGUCCACAGGGUGACCGAGGUACGAGGCUUUAACGAUGACCAGAAGGAAGAGUACUUUAAGAAGAAAGUCAGUAACAAGGCAAUGGUUCAGAAGAUCCUCGAUCAUCUUCAGUCAAAGGCGAUGAGAAGUUUGUACAUCAUGUGCCACAUCCCCAUCUUCUGCUGGAUUUCAGCCACAGCUCUCCAGGAUCUCCUGGAACAAGAAACAAAACGGAGCGAGUUGCCCAAGACUGUGACUGAAAUGUACACACACUUCCUGAUCAUCCAGACGAAGCUGAAACACCAGAAGGAUUAUCAGGAAAGUGAAACGGACAAAGAUGUUAUCAUGAAAUUGGGAAAAUUGGCCUUUGAACAGCUAAAGCAGGGCAACAUCAUCUUCUAUGAAGAUGACUUGAAAACCUGUGAGAUUGACCUGAAACAAGCUGUAGUUUAUUCGGGUGUUUGCACCAAGAUCAUACGAAAAGAAUAUGGCGUUCACAAAGAAGAGAUCUACUCGUUCAUUCAUCUAAGUGUUCACGAGUUUCUGGCAGCACUUUAUGUACUCGAGACCUUCUUGAGUAGCGGAGAAAAUCUGCUCUCCAGCCCGACAGGAGAGAAAGUGACAUCAGAGACGGGAGAGCUGUCCAUCGCUGUCCUCCAUAAGAGUGCAGUUAACAUGGCUCUGGCCAUUGAUCAUGGACAAUGGGACUUGUUCGUGCGCUUCCUGCUCGGUUUGUCACGGGACCAAAAUCAGGAGCUUCUUCAGAAAGUAUCAGGUUUCAAAGGGAGACCUCCACAGACCAACCAGGAGACAAUCACCUACAUACACGAGGAGAUCAAAAAGCUCCCCAACAUCGACAAGAGUAUCAACCUGUUCCACUGUUUGAACGAGCUGGGUGACCAGACGCUGGUAAAGCAGGUCCAACAGUACCAGAACUCAGGAGAUGUUGUUCACUUUCUGCCUGAACACUGGUCAGCUCUGGCCUUUCAGCUGCUCGUUUCCAGUGAAGACCUUGAUGUCUUUGACUUGAAGAAAUUCUCCAGAUCAGAUGAAGUUCUGGAGAGGCUGCUGCCGGUGCUCAAAGCAUCAAAGACCGCUUUGUUAAGUGACUGUAACCUCACUGACAGAUGUUGCAAGAACAUCUCAUCAGUUCUCAGCCUGACGUCUUCCCAUCUGGAGGAGUUAGACCUGAGCAGAAACAGUCUGCAGGACUAUGGCGUGUCCCUGCUUUACGACGGUCUAAAAAGUCCCAACUGCAAACUUAAGAGACUCAGGUUGGUUUACUGUCAGUUCACAGAGAGUGGCUGUGUUGCAUUGGCCUUCAGUCUGAAGGCAAACCCUGCUCACCUGAGAGUCCUGGAUCUGGCACUGAAUCAUUUUGGCGACGGUGGUGUUGAAAAGCUUUCUGAAUUCUUGGCAGAGCCACUUUGCCAGCUGGAGUCACUGGACCUGAAUGACUGCAGGUUAACAGCGAAAUGCUGCCGGUCUUUGACCUCUGCCCUCAGUCGCUCCUCUGCUCUCAGAGAGCUCGACCUGAGCAACAACGACCUGGCAGACCUGGGGGUGAAGCUGCUCUCUGAUUGGCUGAGGAAACCUCAGUGUGAACUGAAGAUACUGCGGCUGGUUUGCUGUAACUUUGAAGAGAUUGGCUGUGCUGCACUGGCUUUUAGUCUGAAGUCAAACCCAGUCCACCUGAGAGUCCUGGAUCUAGAAGGAAAUAAAAUCGGAGACGUUGGUGUGGAUAAGCUUUCCGAGUUCUUGGAAAAGCCACAUUGUCAACUGGAGACACUAAACCUGAAAAACUGCAGGUUAACCACAAAAUGCUGCAAGUCUUUGACCUUUGCCCUCAGUCACUCCUUUGCUCUCGACGAGCUCGACCUGAGCAACAACUGCCUGACGGACCAGGGGGUGAAGCAGCUUUCUGAAUGGCUGAGGAAACGCCAGUGUGGACUGAAGAUACUGCGACUGGCUCGAUGUCAGAUAACAGAGAACGGCUGUGCUGCCCUGAGUCACUGUCUGAAGUCUAAUCCCGCCCACCUGAGAGUCCUGGAUCUGACAGAAAAUUGUCUCCAAGAUGGUAGUGUUGAAAAGCUUUCCAGGUUCUUGGCAGAGCCACUUUGUCGAUUGGAGACUCUGGACAGACUGGCUCGAUGUCAGUUAACAGAGAGUAGCUGUGCCGCCCUGGCCCCCAGACUGAAGUCUAACCCCGCCCACCUGAGAGUCCUGGAUCUGGCAGGAAAUGACCUCGGAGACGCCGCCGUGGAAAAGCUGUCUGAGUUCUUGGCAGAGCCGCUUUGUCAGCUGGAGACUCUGGAUCUAAAAGACUGCUGGUUAUCGGCGGCGAGCUGUCAGUCUUUGACCUCUGCCCUCGGCUGCUCCUCUGCUCUCAGAGAGCUCGACCUGAGCUACAACAACCUGACGGACGAGGGGGUGAAGCUGCUUUCUGAUUGGCUGAAAGAAACCCAGUGUACACUGGAGAUACUGCGCUUGUCAGAGUGCACAGAGAGCAGCUGCGAAUCUUUGGCCUCGGCUCUGACGUCGAACCCUUCACACCUCAGAGUCGUCGAGCUGACCUGGAGCGAUCCCGGAGAAAGAGGUCUGAAGCUGCUGACUGAUUUACAGAAGAACAAAUCUAACAAACUGCAGAUGCUGACGGUGACGCCGUGAAUCUGCCCUGAUUAAAAAUAAAACUGAUCAUCUUUUUUCUGGUCCGGAUGAACGGAGCUGCAGGGGUGAUAGUGACCUCAGAUGCUUCGUGAUGCUUCUGUCUGUCUCUCAAUGCUAAAAACUCGGUUUGGGCGACCAGCUAACAGCUGAGAAGGUGAUUUCUUGUCACUGUGUGACAGUGAAAGUUGUGGCUGGACAGAUAAAAAAUUAGCUGAAACUCUCAGUAAAGCUGAGAGAGACUGCAGAUUCAGCUGAUCGUCCUCCGGAGGAUUCUCACUACCAGCAACACAACAUAUUUUUUUACACUGUUUUUGUAUCAUAUUUUAUUAUGUUUUUAUAAAAAUAAAGGUUAUAACCACUUUAACCUUGUAAAUUUGAUUUACACAGCAGGCAGUUUGGCUUAAGUUUUAUUCACCAGUUCUCGUGUGUGAUAUUAACUCUGUCUUUAUUCUUAUCCUCAGAAGCUUCGUUCACUGCAGAGAUGUUAAAAUUUUAACGGCAAAGGUGUGGUUUCGAGUCACAUCUCACAUCUCCAGUAACAAAUUUGAUGGCUUUAGUCUCGACUUGACAAAAUCUGAAGACUGGCAGCUCGACUUGGACUUUUAACACCAAUGACUCCUGAUUUCAUUCGGACUGUUGACUUGAAAAUACAUUUCCUCCAGCCCAAAGAUUAAAAAAUUUAUUUAAAAAGUGAGCCACAAAUAAAUUUUCCUUUAUCGACUAACAUUAACACUAUUUAUUUCCAGCAAGUCAACACUGAAUUCCUCAGAUGAGUCACUUCAUUUUAACCAAUGUGGCAGCAUCCAGUGAAACUGGAGGAGAGAAUGAUAAAGAACAAUUUAGCCCCACAUGAAUAAAAUCAUACCAAAGAGACCCAUGUCAAAAAAAUGUAUUCUUUCAAAAAACUGGUUUUGUACUUUUAGUGUCCGUAAGGUUCCAGUGCUCAUAAAACGGCAUCAAUAUAGAGCUUGCUGAUCAAAAACAGUGCCAGUUUAGGAUCUCCCACACCCCCGACAGAGGUCCUGGCUAAGACCCUAAUGUCUUCAAAUCCGAGAACUGUCCA
Messenger RNA from Plectropomus leopardus (leopard coralgrouper), 4743 nucleotides. The record is from RefSeq and is a predicted model, not a curated record. NCBI's taxonomy places the organism in Eukaryota, Metazoa, Chordata, Actinopteri, Perciformes, Serranidae.